AAAUGGUUGCUGACUACUCCGUUAGGGUUUAUUAUCCAUUCAAGAUUUGGUUUAAUACAUUGGUAAUUGUCAUUUAUUUAAUUUAAAGUAUAUUGUUUAAUUAUGCUUAAUAGUGUUUCUUUUGUGUAAACAAAUCAACAUAAGUUGGACAAAAUAUUGUAAUAAAUUUGAUGGUUUACAUUUAAAUUGCAAUCUUUUGCCUGUAAACUGUAAAAAUGACGGAUAUUUUUUCAUGUCAAUCCUGUGGAUUAGAACAGCGGUAUAAGGCUAUCCUUCAUAAAUAUGAUAAAGUUGUUAAAGAAUGUGCUGAACUGCAGCAGUCUUUGGCUAAAGUGCAGAGCCAGCGAGAUGAAUAUAUCAAGGAAAUUAACCGAGUUAUUACUGCACGUCUUAAGGCCACUCAAGAUUUAUCUCGAAUGACUGAAGAAAGAAACUCGGCUAUUCAAGAAUAUAAUUUGAUCAUGUCUGAGCGGGACACAGUGCAUAAAGAAAUAGAAAAAUUGCAAGAGGAACUGGCAGAUAAUCAAAAGAAAUUGAGUACUCUACAAGAGGAGAAGAUUGUGAAUUUAGAACAAAUAGAUAGUUUGAAACGUAAAAUAACCUCAGUACUGAUUGAUCGUGAUAGACUAUCUAAAAAAAUUCAAGAAGAUCGAGUGAAAUAUGGAGACUCUGAAGAAGAUUCUAUCUCACCUCUUCGUUCUCCUUCAUCAUCUGUUAACAACACCAACUCGGCAAAUAAUAACAAUCACAAUUCACAUAAUCAGUGGGAUUCUUCAUCUUCCGGUAUAUCUUCUUCUUGGAAACAAACUAGCAUGGCAUCUAUUGGAAGUCAUGGCCAGUCUCAUCUUGGCUCUUCCAGACUUGGUUCCAUGGAGCAAGUAAAUGCGGAGAUUGAGCUUCUUCGGCGACAAAAUGAGCGUUUACAGCAAGAGUUAAUGUACAGUCAUAGUGAAAUUGAAACGCUCAAAAAAGAACGUGAUGAUGCUUUAGAAUUCAAGGAAAAGGUUUCGCUUGAACGAGAAAGCAUGAAAACUCUUUGUGAUAGAUUAAGAAAAGAACGAGACCGUGUUGUUUGUGACUUAGCUGAAGCUUUACGAGAUUCCGAUGAUAUGAGACGACAACUGAAUGAUGCUCAAAAAGAAUUAAGUGAAUUAAAAGAGAAAGUAGAAAGUGAUAAAGGUUGUGGAAAUAUAUACAAAGAUCAAAGUUGUUCAUCACUCUCAUCUACCCUAUCCUCACCAACUCACAAUGCUAAUCAACAGCAACAAACUUCAACUUCUCCUACACCAACCCUACUUGAUAGAGCCUACAAUAAAAUUUAUGGAGAUAGAAGAUCUCGUAAAACUAUUGACGUUUCUUCUGGUCAAGAAGCUCGUGAAACUUUGGCCCUACUAGAUAAGGUUCUUGCUGACUAUUCAAAUCAAAUUAAAGUUGCAAAAAAAGCUUUGGAUAAAUCAAAAAAAGAGAAGGAAAAAAAUGGAGGAACGUGGCCGAAAUAUAAAGGACCACAGAUCUUGAGCAUUUUAGAAGAUGAAAAGCUGAAUGGAGGGUCAACCAUGAGAUCAAUAAAUCGAAAAGGACGAAAAUCUCUUGCUGUGUUCAAUCCCAUCACCAAACCAAAUGAUAUGUUUCAUAAUAGUUUGUCACAAAGCAAUAAUUCUUCUAAUGAAAUUACUAGCGGUUCAACUGUGUCAAAUCGAAAUGAAUCAAACAAUUUUUCUAUUUAUGAUGAAGUAAAUGAGCCCCGAUCUUCUGCAUCUAUAAAUGAUUAUCAUUCCCAUUCCUUAAAAAGCACUCCAUCUAAUUCAUCUACACCGAUUCCUGUCGGCAGUAUCCUCUCACCUUCAGAGCAAAUCUCAUCAACUGAUCUCCAUCCAGAAACAGUUAAUCGCCUUGAUAGUUAUGUUUCACCUCGAGAAUCUAAUUUCUAUAGAUCAAGAGGUAAAGCUGAAUCUAUUGACUACUCUGUAGUUUCUGCUCAAAUCCAGCAACAUCAAGAAAGAAAAAUUGGUGACAGUAAUUACCGUCGAGUCAAUAAUAGCGCUAAACUGAGACCCCAUUCGGUUCAUGAUGUUCUCUCAAAUGCCUUUGGUCGUACCACUUUAUCCCUCGAAAAUCCAACACCAUCCUCAUCUUCAGAUCACCCACAUCAUCAUCAACAGCAAUCCUCUCAUGAUUCAUAUAGACUUCCACCAUCUAAACCAUCUCUACCCAUAUCUCCAAAUCGAACAUCCGGGGAAUCUCUUGGCAUCUUCCGUGUUGCUCAACCAUUUAAUAAACGGACAAUUUACACCAACCCCACUCAUCCUUUACCAGCGUCGUUGCCUUCAUCAUCAUCAUCAUCAUAUCAUAACUCACAAAACAUAUCUUCUUUAACGCGUUCUAAUCAUUCAACUCACCAACCAUCAUUACCACGUCGUUCGCCAAACUCACCGCAUUCUCCUACUUAUUCUCAUCCACUUAGAAAAAGUGAACCCGGAGCCAAUUCUAAUUUGGAUAAUCAUAUUUAUGAUCUGCCUACAACAACCCAUUCUUCUACCGCAUCUUCUAUUACUACCACCAAUAACAACGUUAAUAAUACUGUGCGACCCAUGAGCCUUUACCAACCUAAUAUCCCUAAAUUAACAGUCAAAGACAGUCAUGAAACUUCUCAUUACUCCAAUACAUCUCCAACUCUUUCACUAUCCAGUUGUCUGAAAUCAGAUUAUUCUGGUUUAAUCAAUGUACCCAGAACUUCUCACCAUUAUGUUCAAGCAUCACUUCAUUUACCUCAAACCAGUAUGGAUGCCGGAAUUGGAUAUAAAAGUGACGAGAAUGAGAGUGAUUUCAUUUCUUCUUACGACGGAUUAUCAACUUUUCCUAAAAGAAGUGCUCGCAUCCGAAUUCCCUCUAAUCCAAGUGUAACUUCUAUUUGUUCUAGUGGUAAACUUUCAACCGGCUCGAUCGACAAAGUUUCUUCAUCUGCUCAUUCUGAUCGAGGUAGUCCUCUUUCUUUCAAUGUUGAGUGGUUAAGCUCAGGCAGACGUUAUCGAAAUGCGAACAAUCUAGAACCCAGACCCAGUGAUAUUCGCCAUAUCGAGAUUAUGCGAAGCUCAGGUCCUUUGGGUAUAAAUAUUAGUUCAGUACCUGCUGGUGUUUUUGUUACAACUGUUGCAAAAGAAAGCCUUGCUCAUCAAGCAGGAAUUCAAAUUGGUGAUCAAAUAUUGGAAAUUUGUGGUAUCAAUAUGCGAAAUGCUGUUUACGACCAUGCAGCGAAUAUUCUUCGUCAAUGUGGCGAGAGACUUAACCUUUUAGUGCAAUAUAACCCUAACAAACUAGUAACUAACAAACAGUUCACACUGAGUCAAUCCCCUAUUUCGGGUCAUGCCAAUCAGUCUUGAAAUAUAGGUUGAAUGCAAAACAUUGAAUUGCAGCUAAAACUGAUGUCUAUUUGAAUUAAAUUAUAAUUAGUAUUAGUAUUAUAAUUUCACGUAAUGUCAUGUACACAUGAAUAAGGUGAUAUUUUCUUAAAUAUUCAUUUUGUUAUAUCAAACUUAAAAGCAUGUGAAUGCAAACGCAAGGAGAUUAAUUUAAACUUCAACACGACAAAACAUACGGAUGGUACUGGUUUGAAUCUUUAAGAAUCAGAUCUUCAUUGAGAGCAUUGAAGAUACUUCUUUGCCCAAAUCAAAAUCUUCCGGAAAGAAAAAGAGUCCAAGUAGAGCAAAACCAAAAUUGAAAGAUGAUUCUGGUAAAAGUAAAAAGAAAUUACCCAAAUUGGCGCUUAAAUUUGGUAAAUCAAAGAAAAGAAAGCGACUUGGAUCUUCAGAUGCAUCAGACAUUGAAAA
This is a messenger RNA of Tetranychus urticae (two-spotted spider mite), 3827 nucleotides long. RefSeq lists its product as uncharacterized. The record is from RefSeq and is a predicted model, not a curated record. Gene Ontology annotation, biological process: negative regulation of hippo signaling. Gene Ontology annotation, cellular component: plasma membrane. Lineage: Eukaryota; Metazoa; Arthropoda; Arachnida; Trombidiformes; Tetranychidae. Gene Ontology annotation, molecular function: protein binding.